Molecule: messenger RNA, 7036 nt
Organism: Grus americana (Whooping crane)
Lineage: Eukaryota; Metazoa; Chordata; Aves; Gruiformes; Gruidae
Gene: RLIM
Product: ring finger protein, LIM domain interacting
Exons: 4
Coding region: 172-1959 (595 amino acids)
Biological process (GO): protein ubiquitination; random inactivation of X chromosome; ubiquitin-dependent protein catabolic process
Cellular component (GO): cytoplasm; nucleoplasm
Molecular function (GO): ubiquitin protein ligase activity
Source: RefSeq, a predicted model, not a curated record
AAAUGGCCGCCUGAGAGGGGAGGGAGGGCGACGCUGCGGGUGUUCGGGGACGGACGGAGCGGGGUGAGCCAGGACCGAGCCCGCUGAGGCGUGGGGAGAGCAGCGGACCGAGAGCUGGGGAGGCGGCGGCGGCGGGCGGUGGCGGCGGGCGGUACUCUUCCACUCAUCAAGAUGGAAGGCUCAGAUUCUAGUGAUAAAGGAAAUAUUGAUCAAUCAGAAGCACAACGUCAGAGUCAGCUAGACCGGUUAGAUCGAGAAGAAGCUUUCUAUCAGUUUGUGAACAACCUGAGUGAAGAGGACUACAGGCUUAUGAGAGAUAACAAUUUGCUAGGCACACCAGGUGAAAUUACUGAAGAAGAGUUGCUGAGAAGGCUACACCAAGUUAAAGAAGGUCCGCCACAGCAAAACAGUGAUGAGAAUAGAGGUGCAGAGUCCGCAGAAGAUGUGUCAAACGGAGAUUCUAUAAUAGACUGGCUUAAUUCAGUCCGACAGACUGGAAAUACAACACGAAGUGGGCAACGAGGAAACCAGUCUUGGAGAGCCGUGAGCCGGACUAACCCAAAUAGUGGUGACUUCAGAUUCAGUUUGGAAAUAAAUGUCAACCGUAAUAAUGGGAACACAAAUCCAGAAACUGAGAAUGAGCCAUCUGUAGAGCCUUCCAGUGGGGAGGAUUUGGAAAACAGCCAAAGUGACUCUGAAAUUCCAAGGUCUGAAUCACCAUCUGUAAGGCAGCCUGGAUCAGAAAGGAGCACUUCAGAGGAGCUAACAACUGAGGAAGCUUCCCCUCCUAGAGGGCAGAGGAGAGCGAGAAGUAGGAGUCCAGAACAGCGGAGAACGCGGGCUAGGACUGAUAGAAGUAGGUCACCUAUUAAUCCAGUGAAUGAGACUCCUCGCAGGUCUCAUCACAAUACAUCAUCUCAAACACUUGACCACUCCUCAGCGAAUGAAGCUGAGGGAAGCUCUAGAACUAGGCAGCAUGUGACAGUAAGACAGCAUACAGUGGGGACUGAGAUGCCAAGUGAAAAUGCAGUUCUGUUUUCAACCCCCGAGACGAGACCUGUUCCUCAAGCGGCAGGUUCUUCAGAAACUAACGGCACCAGUGAGUCUGCAGCUCCUGGGCAGAGGCCUCCCACCAUAGUACUUGAUCUUCAGGUGAGAAGAGUUCGUCCGGGAGAAUAUCGGCAAAGAGACAGCAUAGCCAACAGAACUCGGUCCAGGUCCCAGACACCUAACAACACAGUCACUUACGAAAGCGAACGGGGAGGGUUUAGGCGCACGUUUUCACGUUCAGAACGGGCUGGAGUGAGAACUUACGUCAGUACCAUUAGGAUUCCUAUCCGUAGGAUCUUAAACACAGGCUUAAGUGAGACUACAUCAGUUGCUAUUCAGACUAUGCUAAGGCAGAUAAUGACAGGCUUCGGAGAGCUGAGUUACUUCAUGUAUAGCGAUAGCGAUACAGAUCCUAGUGGCCCAACUCCAAAUCAGAACGUGGAUGCUGCUGAGCCGCAGCCCGGAGGUGGUGGUACUUCAAGCAACGAAGGUACAGAUGUUAGCUCAGGGGAGGUGUAUGAAGGUGGGAAUGAAGGUGGUUCGACAUCUGGGGCCAGACGGGAAGGUCGGAAUACAAGGGGAUCGGUCACAUUUGAAGAAAGUGGUUCUCUACCAUUCCUUAGCCUAGCACAAUUUUUCCUACUAAAUGAAGAUGAUGAUGACCAACCAAGAGGACUCACCAAAGAACAAAUUGACAACCUAGCGAUGAGGAAUUUUGGUGAGAGCGAUGCUCUGAAAACCUGUAGUGUGUGUAUCACAGAGUACACGGAAGGCAACAAGCUCCGUAAAUUGCCUUGUUCGCACGAGUAUCACGUCCACUGCAUUGAUCGCUGGUUAUCAGAAAAUUCCACUUGUCCCAUUUGUCGCAGAGCAGUCUUAGCUUCUGGUAACAGAGAGAGUGUUGUCUAAAUGAGAUCUGAAUUUAUGGCCAAGCAGCUAGUGUGAUAGUGAUGGGCAAAGAAGUCACUUCCUUUAUGGCCACUUUUUGAGUGGUUCCUCAAUGUAUAGUAAUGACUUAGAGUGAAUCUUCCCUCAUGAAAGCAUUUUCUCUGAAUUCAAGCUUUUAAAAUCAGAAAAUUUCUUUAAUUAGGGUUUUCAAGAUCUAGUCAGUUUGGGUGUUAAAUUUCACUUGUCCAAAGACAUCUACCCGCUUAAAAAUAGUUCUUUCUUUGUGAAGAUAAUUAAGUUCUUUCCCCCACCCAGCCCCUGCCAUCCCAGUCCAAUAAACAUUUUGCCCUCAAGACUGUGCUUACGAGGAGUUCUUUGAGACGUCAUCCCAGCUAAAUGUACAUGAGUCGUAGAGGAAUUUUUGCAAGAAAUCCAACUAUCUGAAAAAAUAACAUGAACUUAAUUGCACACUUGAACAUACUUUUAAUUUUCAUACCGGGUUAAUAUUGGACAUGUCUGUGUAAAUAACACUAAUGUUAGCCCUUUCCCCAUCACUAUGGCACGCUGUAGGAUGAGCUGUUAGCUUAAUUGGGAUAUUUAUCUUGUUGUGGAAAUAUAAGAAUUGCCUAUGCUUGUUUAAAUAAAAAAAAAAUCUGUUUUAAAAUUGUAAAGCUUUUUUGUAGAAGCUCAGUACUUUUCCAAUGCACUGUUGUACUAACGCAUUAAGAAUUAAAAUUGUACCAUGCUUAGAAAUCAAGAAUGCUUUUCAUACAAAACCCACCACACAGAGAGCAAACUAAAUACGAGAGCUGCUUUUGUAACUGUGUACCUGUCAAGAGCAGUGCAUAUCUGUACUAUUUAUGUGAACAGCUACUGUAAUAUAAAAACAGUUGAAUUAGACAUCUUAAUUGCAUUAAAAAAUGGAAAUUAAAUGUUAUAAUUGCAGUGUUUUGGCUCAGUAAUGCCACCAAAAAAGAUGAUAAAAAUUAGAAACUCUUCUAAUGGCUGGUUAUUUCUUGAUAUGGUUACUGAUACGUAAUAAUACAAACUGGUAUGUACCAGUUCAUUCAGUGAGGCUUAUGCCCAAUUUUUGUAUCAACUUUUACUUUCAGUUUGUGUAACUAUUCAGCAGACAAGUACCAACAGGUUUUUUUUCUUCCCCACCAGCUUUGACUAUAUUAGUAACCUCUGGGUCUGCUGAGGUUUAUCUGCUGAUGCAUCCACUGCUGGUAGCCGGUAACUCCAGUGCCACAGAAAAAGAAUUUAAGCAUUAACCGGAAAACAAAUUAUUAGUGUUAGUUUAAAUCUGAAAAUUAUAAUUGAUUAUGGGAGUACACUUAAAUGUGUAGCCAAUUCUAAGAAUAACAUUGAAAAAAACCAUAAACCCUUUAUAGACUGAUCGCACAGAUUGAAAUGAGUUGAAUUUACUUUUAAAAUUAUGUAUGUGGCAUAUUGAAAUUGAGAAUUGGAGAAUGUACCGCAACUCUCAUCAGUGUCAGGGGAAAACAUCCUUCACCCUCGAUGCCCUGUUCUGUGUUGUAUUCUCUAAUGAUUUUUUUUUUUUUCCCUAGCUUACAUGUGCAGCAGGGAAAGCAGUAUUUAUUUCGAUUCCAGGGUAGUAGUGAUAAAGCGAUAUGAACUGCUCUUGCUGGCUAUAUGGGAAAUGUUGCUUGUUCCUCAGAUGACAAAACCAAAGCUGGCCUAUCUCUCCUUCCUAACGGAAACAGAUUUUUGGUGUUUUAUAGUGGUGGUUGCAUAAAACUAUAGUCUCUGCUCUAAGCCAUUUUAACAUCUUGUCAGCUAGUUAAGGAUUCCACGAUGUUCCAAAAUUCCGAAUUUUUUCUCCGUGUGGGUUUUGUGGUGUUUGGUUCAGUGGGAAACCCUGACUGGCUAUUGAGCUCGCUUUCCUCCUGGUGGGACACACCAUCGUGGCAGAGGGGAUUUUUUUUUGAACAGAAGAAUGAAUAAGCUCAUGGUUUUGAAUUUUUCCCUCUGACAUGCGUUACUGUAAAAUUGGAAGUUAGGUAUUAAUUUCAGGUGCUGGGCUCUCUAUGCCAAAAUUUCCUCAACAAAAUAACACUUUUGAAUUUCUUAUGGUAGCAUUCACAUAGCAAAGACAUGCUAUCAGUUGCAGUUGCCAGUGGCUUUACUGACUUAUGGAGCGUAGAAUUAGAAGGAAAAAAACCCCAACAACCCUCUGUACGUGAAUACCGUGUUAGAUUUUGAAUGUCUGAUGUACAUCUCUGAGGACUGAGGCUGGUGACCAGAAAGAAAGGAGCCCACUAGUGCUAAUCAAUGCGAAGCUCAGCUGUGAUACGUGUCAUUCAACAUGGCUUUUCUUUUUAAUGUUCUGAGUUUCCGGUAACUGUUCACAUUGGUAGAAACCAUUUUACCGUUUUGUUAUAGCUUAAUAGUGGCAUGCCUUAACAUUUUAUCUUUCUGUAACGAUAGCAACUAAUAAAAUGCUGGAGGUUUCCCAAAUGGUACCAAGAACAAAUAAUUUAACCUCCGUUCAGGAGCCCUUGGAUGUUCUUAGUGUUUUAUAUGCCUUUUCCAACACUGAGCGUGCUAAAGGCGCUGGGGGUUCGUUGCCUGACGUCUGGAGGAGUUGGCAGAAAUUAAAUUGCUGAUACAGCAGAGACUUCUUUAUGUAGCCGAGUCAUCCGUCAGCCUCUGUGGUAAUUCAAUUUCUAUUCUUUUAAAGUUAGAUUGGAGUUAGGAGAAGCCACUAUUAACACUGCCGUUGCUAACCAAGUAGAAAGACACUCUAGCGAGGUUCACAAUUAGCCUAAUUUACAGUUUAUGAAUCAUUUUGGUAUCGAGCAUUUGUACUUCUCGCUUCCCUCCGUUUACGCUUUCUUGGUGUUUCAGGAGGGAGACGGCCGCUUCACUGACGCUUGUAGCCGUACGAAGGGUUAAAAGGGCUAAUCCUGCUUUUUUCCAAGGCCUGACUGUACAGAAAUGAGUCUGAGGCGGCAGGCAGCUGCCUGGGUCACAGUGCCACCGUGUGGGAGCCUCUCUCAGCCUUCCCUCGCUCCGAGCAGCACAGUUUCUUUGGCGUUGAAAGCUGCUGCUUUUAUUUUAUUUUUGAAGGAGGUUCCCUGGUAUUGCCUGCCUCGGUAGUUAUCGUGGUGGGUUUUUCUAACUGCAAACCACCCGAGCUCCUGCUGUGAAUAUCUGUCUGGGGUGUGAGCUUAAUUCCUUCAGUUCCAGACCUGGACCUCCGUACACGGCGAUUAAAGCAGUCACAAGGCAAAAUGCACAGUAUUUUUUAUUUAAGAAUGCGUUUGCUAGUUUAACUCAGAUUGUGAACCCAUACAGACUUGUGGGUGCUUGCUUGCCUCUUUUUUUUUUUUUUUUUUUUUAAUUGGGGCUUUAUCCGUUAAAAGACUGUGAAGAGUUACUCCUGGGGUUGGUUAGAUUUCCCUUUCACGUGCACUUUUUUAUUUCUUUGAACAGGUUGGGUUUUUUGCAAAGAACUUGUAGGCAGUUAAUUGACUUAUUUUAAAAAUUACUUGAUUAGUGUAGGUACUGCAUGCAUAGAAAUUACUCAUUAAAAGUUUAAAGAUGUUUUGUAGGAAGUGCUGAGGUGCAGGCACAGCAGCUGGACUGACAUGAUCCGUACCAGUUUUGAAGGAGCCAUAAUUGUCCAUUGUGUCAACUUGCAACCGAAGAGAUUUCCCACCAAAGUUGGCACAAUGGGCCAUAAUGACUGUCAUUCCAGUUUCCUGUCACUUGUCUGGAUUAUGCAAAUGCGGAGCGUCCAGAGGACUGUUUCCCUGGUCUGUCCGCAGCCGAUGUUUAUCUUGAGAUGGUUGCCGACACAGAGAGGAGGUUCCCAGCGGUCUCGUAAUAACGAGGGUCUCGUGAAGAUGAGAAUAGAAAUGCGUUAAGGCUGACCAUUGGUCUCUGACUUGUAGCAGUGCGACGAGGGGGUUUUUUUCUCCGUCACACUGCAAUACAGAGCUGCAUCCUGUCGGCUUAGCCGCAGCCUUACCAUUAGUUUGGGCUCCCUUUCAUUAAUGAGUACGUUCGUGUAACUGAUGUCUGGGUUUUCUCACCGGUCAUCCUUGCUCUCUACCGCGGGGGCUCCCGUUGCUUGAUUAAGGGUUUGUAAACAAGUAUGGAGCUGAUGAGGUACACAGCCGUGAUGGAAACGUCUGCCUGCUCCUCUGCCUUAAAAUCACAGUAUUGUUUGGGUGGGAAGGGACCUCACAGCCCAUCUAGUUCCAACCCCCUGCCAUGGGCAGGGACACCCUCCACCAGCCCAGGUUGCCCAAAGCCCCAUCCAACCUGGCCUUGAACACUGCCAGGGAGCCAGGGGCAGCCAUAAAUUUAUUGAGCAACCUGUCCCAGUGCCUCACCACCCUCGUAGAGAAGAAUUUUUCCUUCUAUCUGAAUCCACCCCCCCCCAGCUGAAGGCCAUUCCCCCUGGGCCUGUCACCCCAAGCCCUCCUGCCCUCUCCCAGGAGGAGGUGCUUUGGAGGAGGGUUGGCUUGGAGCCACGUUAAGGGAAUUCAUAACAAAGUCCGAAAGAUUUCCAACCCUCGCAUACACUAGGCUUUUUGUUUGUUUAUCCUCCACUAGGGAGAGGAGGAGGAGGGCAAAGAGACGGAAUCGAUGGUAACUUACCCAAAGCACAUACAAGUUGUGUUGUGUUGAAAAGAAGUUUGCAUCUGUUAAACCAGGGCUUCCCAACCUCUUUUUUGGUAGGAGGUAUCUCUUUUUAUUCUUCUUUUUCUUAUGGGGAAACAUACCAUUGAAUUUGAUUGUUUUAUCUGGUUUUGUUCCCUUAAGCUCAAAUACUCAAGACCCCUUCCUGAAUUUCACUGUCAUCUGCUAGUAAGGCUGUUGGUUGGGAAGCCCUGAAUCCAACUGAGAAUGUAACAGUUUUCUUUUUUUUUCUUUUUUUUUUUCCUUUUUUUGUACAGUGCUUUACACCUGUUUAUACUGGAGUUGUUUAAUACAAAAUGGUACUCUGAGGUCAUUGGACAACAGUUUGACCCGAUUUGAUAGCUAACAUUUAGGAGGAGUUUGUUCCCUAUGUAAGAUGUCAUAAUGCAAAUUUAAAUAGACUCAAUAAAAUGCAUGAAGUGUU